Molecule: messenger RNA, 4692 nt
Organism: Limulus polyphemus (Atlantic horseshoe crab)
Lineage: Eukaryota; Metazoa; Arthropoda; Merostomata; Xiphosura; Limulidae
Product: phosphatidylinositide phosphatase SAC2-like
Exons: 18
Coding region: 117-3692 (1191 amino acids)
Biological process (GO): phosphatidylinositol dephosphorylation; regulation of endocytic recycling
Cellular component (GO): early endosome; clathrin-coated endocytic vesicle
Molecular function (GO): phosphatidylinositol-4-phosphate phosphatase activity
Source: RefSeq, a predicted model, not a curated record
UACUGUGUAGAGGAAGGUGCAAAUCUCUGUAACUUAUGGUUUCUCGGUAAUUUUUAUUAUGAGUCAUAUAAUUUAUUUUAUUGAUAAACUGUAAUAAACUGUACUGUUUUGUAAUAAUGGAGUUAUUCAUGAACAAUGAGUAUUACAUAAUUGUUGAUGGGGGACAUACAUUGUGGUGUAGUCGAAUCGAUGGGACUCUAACGCCUAGAUUGAACUCUGACGAUUUGAGCUCAUUGAAAGAAACUUCAUGUCUAGGUGUGAUCUAUGGGAUUGUUGGAAAAUUUCAAGUUCAUCCAGAUUGCAAGAGACUAAUUGUGAUUCGACAGAAAGCCCUCGUUGGGCAACUACUGGACACUCAUAACAUUUAUAAGAUACAGAAGAUUGCUUUGCUACCGUUAAGUCAAAAUGAAGUUCCUGAUCUGAAUUUUGAGAUAUGCAGAAAACAUCAUAAACAUGUUAGAACUGAAGGUCAAAUGGUCAGCCUAGAUCCUCAACCACACAGGCUACAGAAAACUUGGAACACCAUCAAGACUGCAACUACACAAGUUAAACCUAGAAAGAAAGAAAUUAAAACCAGAGAGAAAUUUGAACGAAGAAUACUAGACGAACUUCUGAAGCUGUUCACAGAAACAGAUUCAUUUUACUACUCUUUAACGGCAGACCUGACCAACUCUUUGCAACGUCAGCAAACACUGAAGGAUGCUUUAGAAACAGAAAACUCCCCCAUGUGGUGUCAAGUUGAUGACCGUUUUUUUUGGAAUAAGCACAUGUUGCAAGAACUGACAGAAUCUGAGAAUCCUGCAGCAGGGCAUUGGAUAUUACCUAUGAUUCAAGGUUUUGUAUACAUCCAGCAUUGUGUGAUCAAUAUGUCUGAAGAAGAAGACAUUACUCCUGUAAAUAAUAAUUCAAGUGGUUUCACUGAGUUGCAAAGUCCUGAUGAUGAGGAUAAACUACAGAAAACAUAUAACUUAAUACUCAUUUCCCGACGAAGCAGAUUUCGAGCAGGGACUCGCUACAAAAGACGGGGAGUGGAUGAACUGGGACACUGUGCUAAUUACGUGGAAACAGAGCAAAUUAUUCAUUAUGGAUCUCACAUAGUCUCAUUUGUGCAAGUGCGUGGAUCAAUUCCUGUAUUCUGGAGACAACUUGGGUACAAGUAUAGGCCUCCACCUCAGCUGGAUAGAGGCGAAGAAGAGACCCAAGAAGCUUUUGCAAAGCACUUUAACCAAGAACUCUCAAUAUAUAAUAAUGCAGUGGUCAUAAACCUAGCAGAGCAAACUGGAAAAGAAAAAGUUGUUGGUGAUGCUUACUUAAACCACAUUCUUUUGUAUGACUCUCCUGACAUAACAUAUAUUUCAUUUGAUUUCCAUGAAUACUGUCGAGGAAUGAAAUUUGAAAAUGUGUCAGUUCUGAUUGCCAGUAUUGAAGAUAUUAUCAAGGACAUGAGAUAUUACUGGGUUGACAAUCAUGGUCUCAUUUGUAAUCAGACAGGAACAUUCCGAAUAAAUUGUAUUGACUGCCUCGAUCGAACAAACAUUGUACAGACUGCAAUAGCCAAGGCAGUGAUGGAUACACAGUUUCUAAGACUUGGACUGUUGAGACCGGAAGGAAAACUACCUACCAGUUGUCGUCGAGCUUUUCAGGUGAUGUGGGCCAACAAUGGGGAUAUAAUCAGUCGACAAUAUGCAGGUACUGCAGCUUUAAAGGGUGAUUUUACAAGAACAGGAGAAAGAAGAAUUGCAGGAAUGAUGAAAGAUGGCUAUAACUCAGCUAGCAGGUACUAUGUAAACAGGUUUAAAGAUGCAUAUCGUCAGGCCACUAUUGACUUAAUGACAGGAAACCCUGUUAGCGAUGACAUCCUUUCUCUUAGUUCUGAGCGAGAAGUUGAAGAUGCAGAGUUGGAACAGACAGAACAGGAACAACAUGAACGUGUCAAACAGCUCAUUGAAGAUUGUAAAAAAAUUCUCAUUCCAGAAACUGAAGUGAUUUUAGGAGGGUGGGCUUUGGUUGAUGCUGAUCCUACGAGUGGAGAUCCAGAUCAAGAAGAUAUGGAUACAAUACUUGUAUUGACUAAAGAGUCCUACUUUGCAGCAGAGUAUGAUGAUGAAACUGACAGAAUUACUAAGUACCAGAGAGUUUUGUUAGAAGAUUUAGUUAAAAUUGAAUUAGGCCCAGAACCAUCCCUUUUUAAGUCGAAAUAUCAGUGCAUUCGGUUGCAUUAUCUAAUCAAUGGGCAGUCUGGUUACUUUCACAUGUUCCGGUCAUCAAAGACUCGUUUUUUUAACAAUGUUGCUGUUCCCAUCAAAACUGAAGAAGAUGCAUUGGAAUCACUGAAGGCAAUUUGUGAAACUUUCAAGGUUGCUUUGAGUGUUAAGAUGCUAAAUGUUCCAUUUUUUGAGGGAAGAUUAGAGAGAAGGAAGAGUAAAAUGCCCUUGGCCCAAGGUGGGUCUAGUGAAUAUCGUGGUGGUCGUCAGCAUGGAGGACUUAGCACAUUCUAUCGAGAACUUCCAUCAUUUUCAUCAAUGCCACGUAACAUUUCUGAGGGGCAGUUAAUGUCUUUUGUAAAUGUUGGUUCUCGAGCUCUAAGUAAUGUGACCUCUCAAUUCGCUAAACUUAACCCUAUUCGAAAUGUGCGAGUGCUUGGGAAACGGCCAGGGAAUGGAAGUUCUGUUCAAGGUACUGGCCCAACUAUCAUUGAUGCAUUACAAAGACAAUGGCAACGACCCGUAUUUCAGAUGGAUAGUUCAGAAGAUGACUCUGAAGAGGAUUCUCUAAGGCGUCAGAAGAAACAGAGUAAUACCAGUCUUGGCACAUAUGUCAGUUCUGACUUCUCAGAAUGCAGUGAUCUGGAAGAACAAGAUCUUUUAGCAUCUGAAAGCUUGGACCAAGAGAUUGAGAAACAACGUCAAGACUCCUUGUUGAAAAGCUGUGGUAUUUUGGCCACGAGCCCCACCUUGAAAACAGAAAGUAUCCAACCAUCUAAGUUGCAAUUUAUAGAAGACCACUUUAGUUCAAUGGAAUAUCAUUGCAAUGUUGAUGUGGAUGAUUUUGUAUUGGAUGCAAUGAGAAAGGCUUCCCUGCGACAUCUUUACAGGAAGGAGUCAGAAAAUUCAUCUUUUAUUCAAGAUAGUCAAGAAUACUCUUCCUCUUGUCAGUCUUUGAGCUCUGUUACACCACAAAUUCAGGUAAGUGAAGACAUAAGCAAGUCAUUACCUUCAGUUCAGCAAGAUAUCUCUGUAUAUAAGAUGUCAAAUGAAGUGGCCAGCAAGUCAUUAUCCUCAGUUCAGCAAGAUAUUUCUCUGUGUAGGAUGUUGUCAAAAUCUUCUGAUGUGAUUGACAACAAAAUGACCAAUAUAGCUUCAUCAACCAAUGAAGUAUCCCAUCUGUUACUCCAGCCAGAUAUCUCCCAAAAUGAGAAUACUUCUAAGAUAAAGCCUUCACAGAGUGAAAGUGCCAUCCAGGACUUUUCGCUUACACCCCUCAACCUGCAGAACCCCCUUUCCUCACCAAUAUUUGUCAAGAAGGAUCUAGUUGUUUCACCACUAUCCCGUAUUGCCAAGGGUGUCCAAAGCCUGAGUAUCAGCUUAAUGAGUGGCACUCGUGGACCUCAGAAAGGGUGUUUGGACAUUGAGGCAUAUGAAAAAUUGAAAGAAAGGAAGAAAAUGAGCCAGACUCGCAUCCUUGAAUUGUGAUGAAUGGGUCAAGGAACUUGAAUAAAGCUUUUGAAGUUUAACUACUUUUACUGCAUAUUAGUAGGUUUUUUGUUAAAUAUAUUUAUUUAAUUUGCUUGUAUAAUUACAUGUAGGUAGUUGACCACCUAGUCAUCCUGUGUGGAUCAGCUUGAAUUGAUAGGUAGGAUGAUGAAUUAGAGAAAUCAUAUUGACACAUUCCAGAUAAAGUGUACAUUUUUUUAUUUGUUUUUUAACACUGUACACAACUUAGUGACUUUUCACUGUUCAGUUCAAGAAGUAUUUUUUUAAGCUUCUUAAAGGAAUAGUAUUCUUGUAGUCAGUAUAUUUUGUAUCAUUGCUUACUUGCUUUUUAGACAAAUUAAUGAUUUAACAAUUUUGUCUUGUUACCAUUGCUAAUUUAUUACAUUUUUAUUCAAAGGAUCAUUGUUUACUUUUUUCGCAGAAUCAUUCCUAUGCACUUGUGGCCUCUAAUAAUCAUAACCUUUCUGGGCAUUAAAAGUAACAUGUCUUAAUCUGCUUUCAUUUUCUCAGAUCUCUCUCUGUCUAGCAAAGCAUUUACUCCACACACUUUCAGACAGUUCUCAAGCCCCUCUUUAAUGUCUAAGAUAACACUGUUGAUGAAUGUUUACAUCUUAGCAAAGUUAUGAGCACCAAAACAAUUGUAUGUUUGUUGGAGAUGUAAUUUCUCGUGCAUUCUGUAGGCUUAAAGUACAGCAUAUAUGAAAAUGAACUAAUUACAAAAUAUAAUGUUUAGCAUAGUAGUAUUUAUAAUAUAAAUUAUCUGCUUUUCAUAUUUGAAGACUUACAAGAGAAAAAGUUUAAACCUUAUGAUUGAAGGCACUUAAAUAGGAAAUGGAGACAUAGUCUUCAAAAAUUCAACCUUAUAUUUAAUUCCUUGUUUCAGUACACUUAACAGAAUUUAUAAGCCUUGAACUUAUUUAUCAUUAUUAUUAACAGUCAUCUGUCUUAGUUGUGUAUCAUUUUUUUUUACUUUCAUAAA